AUGUCCUCGUACGCACACGCUACCAAGCAGUGGCUCCCGAGCAACCAGCCCACCCCCGACCCGGCCUUCCUCGACGGCCUCCAGCCGGCCAACCUCAAGUCGCAUCCCACCAUCGACGACUCGGCGUCCCUCGCCCACCCGAGUCCGCCCUUGACCCCGCCAGGCGACCUCAGCAGCGCCGACGACGCCGACCGCGCACCCUCGAGCAGCGCCCAGGCCCUGCGCCAGCGCAAGCACAAGCCGACCUCGUCCCGUGACCACCACGCGCCAAAGGCCGACACCGGCAACAAGAAGCGCGUCCCGGGCGAGGGCUUUGCCCAGAGCAUCCCGGGCCAGGUCAGUGAGCGGCGCCACGUCCACGAGGACCUCGACCACCGCAUCGCCCAACCCUGGGUUCCUCGCGCCAACAUUGCUGCGACGCCCGAGCACCCGUACGGCACUACCGCCGGCGGCUACGCCGAGCUACACAAGGACGAGCCCGUCCUCGGCCAGCACGUCGCCUUCUUCGACAAGGACCGCGACAACAUCCUGUGGCCCCUCGACACGUGGCGCGGGUUCCGCGAGAUGGGCUACUCGUUCUUCUGGUGCACGUUCGCCAUGAGCGUCAUCCACUUCUUCUUCUCGUGGUUCUCGGCGCCGGGCUUCCUCCCCGACCCGUUCUUCCGCAUCUUCCUCAAGAACGGCCACCGCACCAAGCACGGCAGCGACACGGGCGUGUACGACUCGGAGGGCCGCUUCAUCCCGGCCAAGUUCGAGGAGAUCUUCUCCAAGUUCGACAAGGGCAACAAAGGCGGCCUGGCAUUCAAGGAGGGCGUGCAGAUGAUCCACGCGCAGCGGCAGGCGGCGGACCCGAUCGGUUGGGCCGGCGAGACGUUUGAGUGGGCGAGCACCUACCUCCUCAUCUGGCCCAAGGACGGCAUCUGCGACAAGGAGUCGAUCCGCACGGUGUACGACGGCUCAAUCUUCUUCGUCGUCGCCGCCGAGGAGCGCAAGCGCCAGGCCGCCCGUCGCGAGGCGCGCAAGUCGAUGACGCUCUUCCAGAAGGUCCUCGACUCGGUACCCGGCCCGUGGAAGGGCUGGCACAAGGAGAACAAGGCGGCCAACUUUGAGUGGACGGCCGACAAGUUCCGCAUGUGAGGAGCGAGGCGCUUGGGGAGGGCGAGGAGGAUGCGGGCGAGCUGGAGCAAAGAGGAGGUCGAAGCGAGGAGAGGAUGUGUGAGCGGGCGACGCGCUUGAUGUUUCUGCGUCCUUUCCGUUCCGUGCAUACAGCUCUGUGCUGCAGUGUAGAUAGCUGUACCGUCCC
Molecule: messenger RNA, 1303 nt
Organism: Rhodotorula graminis WP1
Lineage: Eukaryota; Fungi; Basidiomycota; Microbotryomycetes; Sporidiobolales; Sporidiobolaceae
Exons: 8
Coding region: 1-1137 (378 amino acids)
Molecular function (GO): monooxygenase activity; calcium ion binding
Source: RefSeq, a predicted model, not a curated record